AGCUGGGGAAGAAGGGGGGCGCGCGGCUCGGGCGUGGUGGCUCUGGGUCUCCGUUCGGCACCCCGCACCCCGCAAUCUUCACCCUUUGCCCGGCACUGGGUCCCGGGCUCUGCGACAGAGGGGGAGGGGAAGGCCAGGCCUUGCGGGAGGCUGAUGCGUGCGCGUGCGCGUGGGGUGAACACGCGUGUGCGCGCCCGCUGGUCAUGGAUAGGCUCGCGUGACCUCAGGACGCGCACCGUGCACGGUUGUGGAACCUUGUGCGUGCAUGGUGCGCGUGCGUGGUGUGCGUGGGUCCGAGUUCAAGUAUGCGCUGACACGCGUGUGGAGCCAUCCGCGUGUGCGGUACGUCCUCGUCAAUGGCCAGGUGCACACGCAUACACUGGCUGAUGUAGGGGAAUCUGCGUGUGCAAUCGUGCAUGGGUGCAGUGAGCUGUGCACAUGCAUGGGCUUGCAAACAUCAUGUGUUUGCUUUUUUCUCCUGCUAGCCCCACUCUUUCGCACGCAGGGCAGGAGUUUGGGUCAGCCUGCCUUGGAUGCUUCAUUGUGUGUGCAUGCGCGCGAGCGAUUUGUGCAUGUCAGCCUGUGUUCGCCCUGUCUCUGUCACGUGAUACGGCUACCUCAGGGUCCCAGUUCUUCCAGGAGAGGAAUAAGGAUGAGGGAGGACUGGGGAUCCUCAGGUACUCAUGCUGUGGUGUUCCCGCGUGAGUCUCUUUAGGGUAAUGAAAGACUGAUGGGAAGGUGGGGCCCGCCUCAGUCUCCUCUCAGGGUGCAGGGAGAUUUGGGGUGCCAGGGACCUGCAGAGGUGUUCCCUUCACAGCCUCCUUGGAGUGUUGGGCCUGCCAAGGUCACAGCCGGGCCUGUGCUGUGGGGCCCAUGUGACACUGGGGGUCCUGGUGGAAUGAGAGUGUCUGGCACCCUUGUGCAUGCCCAUCCCGUGCCGUGUCCUGCUGCACCCCUCAGGCCCUCUGCGCCCCGCCCUGCAGAUGGCAUCGGCCACAGACUCACGCUAUGGGCAGAAGGAGUCCUCCGACCAGAACUUCGACUAUAUGUUCAAGAUCCUGAUCAUUGGGAACAGCAGUGUGGGUAAAACCUCCUUCCUCUUCCGCUACGCUGACGACUCCUUCACACCGGCCUUCGUCAGCACAGUCGGCAUAGACUUCAAGGUCAAGACUAUCUACCGCAACGACAAGAGGAUCAAACUGCAGAUCUGGGACACGGCAGGGCAAGAGCGGUACCGCACCAUCACCACAGCCUAUUACCGGGGCGCCAUGGGUUUCAUCCUAAUGUAUGACAUCACCAACGAGGAAUCCUUCAAUGCAGUGCAGGACUGGUCGACUCAGAUUAAAACGUACUCCUGGGACAACGCCCAGGUGCUGCUGGUGGGGAACAAGUGUGACAUGGAGGACGAGCGAGUGGUGUCGUCGGAACGCGGUCGGCAGCUCGCUGACCAUCUGGGGUUUGAGUUUUUUGAGGCUAGCGCCAAGGACAACAUCAAUGUCAAGCAGACCUUUGAACGUCUGGUGGAUGUCAUCUGUGAGAAGAUGUCGGAGUCGCUGGAUACUGCUGACCCCGCGGUCACAGGCGCCAAGCAGGGCCCGCAGCUCACCGACCAGCAGGCACCUCCUCACCAGGAUUGUGCCUGCUGAGCAACCCCCACACCAGGGGCAAGUCCCCAUCCCAUCACCCUAUUUAUUAUCGUAGCUAUUUAUUUAUUUAUUGAGGAUGCUCCCUGGGCGCGUCCCCAUCCCACCCUGUACAUAUCCCCACCCCCGCUCUGCUGUGGUGUUAUAGCCCCUGAUCCCCACCCCUUAAGACACCCCCCUUUUCGGUUUUGUAAGCCAUCCACAGUUGUCGGUCAUGAAGAGGGACCAGAUGUCACCGCAAAGCAGGCUGGUAGGCUGAUGGGAGAUGAUGGGGCCUGCCAGCUCCGAGGCUGGGGGACUGCCAUGUGGACCACUGGGUUGACAGGCUGGCAUCCUGCUGGCCUGGGCCUUCUGCCCCAGGCUACUGUAUCUUUGGGAUGGAUAGGAUGCGGGGAAUAUGUUCACUCUCACUACUUGGGAUAGCCCCAACUUGUUCUGACGUCAUGAGUGUCAAACGUGUCCCCCACUCCCCUAGAAGUUAUCAACACUACACACCGUUCAAUAAAGCGAAUGGACCUUG
This is a messenger RNA of Peromyscus eremicus (cactus mouse), 2163 nucleotides long. It is a transcript of the gene Rab3a, whose product is annotated as RAB3A, member RAS oncogene family. Lineage: Eukaryota; Metazoa; Chordata; Mammalia; Rodentia; Cricetidae. Gene Ontology annotation, biological process: regulation of exocytosis; regulation of synaptic vesicle fusion to presynaptic active zone membrane; maintenance of presynaptic active zone structure. Gene Ontology annotation, molecular function: GTPase activity; GTP binding. The record is from RefSeq and is a predicted model, not a curated record. Gene Ontology annotation, cellular component: axon; synaptic vesicle membrane; synaptic vesicle. The coding region runs from base 924 to 1646 and encodes 240 amino acids. The transcript has 4 exons.